CCGUCGUUCUGUGUCCGUCGUCCUUCACAUUGCGGCUGUUCGGCACCGGUGACGGCAGUUUUGUGCGGACUGCGGACCGGCUUCCGGGGAUGCACGGGACGUCUUUCUAAGGGUUUAAUAAUACAUUUAUUUAAUAACAUUGGGUUUUUCAAGCAGUUAAAAUGGAGAGCUUUGAUCCAGCACCAAUGGAAGGAGAGUUGUUGCUGCAGGAGAGGUAUGGAACCAGGCAGAGGUUCUACGUUCAGCCACCAGGGCAAAAUAGGAUUCUUGUCUGUGAAACGCAGAAAGCGAAUUGGAUACUAGCUUGGCUGAAGGAAAUAUUCUUGCCGCAAGGGUUCCCAGACAGCAUAAGCAUGGACUACCUUGAAUACCAGGUUUUCGACACAGCUCAAGCGUUUUGCAGCACCAUCACAGGUAUAUUGGCGACAAAGGAAGUUAUGACAGGGGUGGGGGUGGGGGACAUAGCGGCCACCCCUUUAGCUGCUACCGUCACAUGGGUAUUGAAGGAUGGCUGCGGACACCUGGGUAGAAUCCUCUUUGCUUACACACAUGGAAGCCAGCUAGACGCCUAUUGCAAGACGUGGCGAUUGUAUGCGGACAUAAUGAAUGACGUUGCGAUGGUCAUUGAGCUGACCCUGCCGUUCUAUUUCGAGUAUACCACCGCUGCAUUGUGCUGCAGUACCACCCUAAAGGCGAUCGUGGGUGUAGCAGGCGGCGCCACACGCACGGCGCUGACGCAGCAUCACGCGAAGCGAAGCAACCUCGCUGACGUCACGGCCAAAGACGCGGCCCAAGAGACGGCUGUUAAUCUAUUCGCGUCUGUCAUCGCUAUACUAAUACUUACUUAUUGCGGGACCAGUUUCGGUCUAUAUCUCUUUUUGAUUAUGACGCACUUGGCUUGUAAUUAUUGCGCUGUGAAAGCAAUAUGCUUAGAUACAUUUAACCCGCCUCGAUUCAUGCUUUCUUUAGACCCUGUACUUAAACUUGAACAGUUCGCAGCAGUGCAAUGUGUCAAUUACACUGAGCCGUUGUUCCCCUUUUUUAAACCUAGGAUGGGCGAAAUGUACUGUGGCUUCAAAAUAAAGCUCGGAUCGUCCGCUCAGGGGUCAGUGUUGAACACUACACCAGUGUCAUAUUUCAAGAAGCUUCUAGAAGCUUAUAAGACGAAGCCGUUCGUUCCUUUCUUGAAUCUGCCGGACCGUGUCAUGAAUGUAUUGCUAAAGGACAACGCUAGGCCUGUGGAUGUGUUGGAGGGCUAUUACCAUGGCAUUCUGUUCAUUUUGGCUACGCUUACUAUUAACGAUAUUAGCAUUCCGUUCCCGGAGUUCGCGGCGGUGUUCAACGAGAGCGAAUGGGCGUCAGUACGUGCGCGUCACGGCGGUUCGUUCGAGCGCGAGUUGUCGUACCAAGCGAUUGAUUUCCUGCAGCAAUUGCUUAGCUUGGAGUGGGUGCGGGUGCAAGAUGGCCUGGAGGUCAUGGGAUGGAACGUACACCGCCACCAGAUGCUAGUAGAGGAAUGGCGUCACCACGCCGAGGAGCUGUUCGACGAUUUCGCCCAAGAGGUGGUCGAACUUGAGCCCCCACUAACCCCCCCACCACCUCUAGCAACCCUGGACAACCCCAUAGCCGCUAGAGCCUUUGUCAAUGGUCGCUGGAACACGGCCAGAGCUCCCACUCGUAACAGCGAUUACAUCAGGGACUGGGUCAAAGAAGAUAUGAAUGAUGAGUACCGAGUGGUUACCGACGAUGACUAUGGGGUGCCUGGGCCCUCUGGAUUACACCGCUACGUUUACACCCCGCCCUCUGAUGAUGAUGACAGCUAUUCCGAUUAAACAUUACGCUCAAUGGAAAUAAAUUUAUUGUAGUCGUUUUAGUUGUUAGUUGCGUUUUGGGAAUUGCUCAUUUGGUUCGUUUGAGUUUACUUUUUGUUCUACCUUCGGGUGUAACCAAAAGAGAGAACAGAAAGCAGCUAAGUGUCUGGGUACGGUCGUAUAUAAGAUUUUUUGUUGAUAACUAAGAUAUUGGUUUUUGAUGAUUUUAUUUGUCGAUCUAAACGUUCAUUAAUAUAUUUUAAUUGAAUUGUUAUGCCGACCGUACUAAAAGUUUGCCGAGCGCAGGAUCUUGACAGUAUUUUUAUGUAUAAUUAAAUUUUGUUUCAACGAUCCCAGUUACCAUUAAUAGCAUUCCGUCUCGCAUGAUAAUUUAAUGAGUAAAGUUAUGAAAAUAAUUUGAAUGUUAAAAAAUAUUUCAGAGUUGAAUUCGUUAUAUUUGCGUUUACUAUUUAAUUAUUUAUUCUGUUAGUUCGUAGUUCUACGGGAUUUUUUUUAAUACAAAAAAAUAUUACCCGUUAUACAUAAUAUUAUUUCUAAAGUAUUUACGUUAAGUUUUUAAUAUUAUUUUAAUUAAUCUUUGUUAUAAGGCAUGAUUUAUUUUUAAUACAUUUAUUAUCUGUAUAUUAGGGGGUGAGGUAAGGCGCAACAGCGCGGUAAAAUGAAAUAGUCUGGUUUGAAUCGAAGUGUGAAACGCUACUUUCAACUUGUAUUAUUUGAUAUAUUUUUUAGAACAGGUGCAUUUAUUAUUGUAUAUUUUUAUGAGAACUAUUUAUAAUAAUACUUUUAUUUAUAUCGUUUAAAAUCCUACGCAUAGCGCUUCAAAAUGAAUUCCAUUUUGUCGUCUAUUUUUCUAUUUUUAUAACCCUAAAAUUUAUAUUUUACGAGGGAAAUGGAAUCUUCAAAAACGAAUUAAGAGGCGGACUCAAGAAUAUGGACUUUUUACUGUUAGUUUUAGAAUUUAAGCUCUCUCCCCCUGGUUUUGGUUGGAAUGUAAACUUUCUGAUAGUUUUUUUUUAAUAUAAUUUAAUUUCGAUUACAUUAAAUACUCCUUCACAUUGUCUUACUGACUAAUACUUUUCUCAUAAUUUUCUCCUAACCUUUACUUUCACCAGUAUUUUGCUCUUAGUUCGAUGUUUCGGAUUUGUACAUCACGCCCACUAAAAAAUGUCGCCUGCUUCGUCAUUGUUAUUAAAAUUUCACUAACACCUUCCAAAGCACAUUAUUAUAUUUGUUCUCGUUGCGUUUACUCGCUCCUGGUAACUUCAUCUCUUUCAUAUAUGUAGUUACCUAACCAGCCCGUCUUUCACUUUCUUUUUCGUUCAAAAAUAAUCAAUUAUUUAUUUUCUCCAAUCUUCCUUCUAACUAUGUGUUAAUCUAAAACAACUUAAACAUUUAUUUUUCAUCAGCUUUCCGCCCGCGGCGUUGGCCGCGGGCUUUCUAUAAUUUAACAUCUUAUACACCUAAAAACUUUCGUCGCUGUCCAUUUCAGAAAAUGUAAUGAAAAACGGUGGACUAGUUUUUGGUUCUAUCGCGAUCAGACAGACAAACUCGGCGAAGGAAUUAGUUAUAAUGUGUAGUGUUUUAUAAUCUUGAUGUGAAUUAAAUGUUGUAGAUUUAGAAACGAUUGCUCAAGUCCAGUCUGUUUACAUUCUAAACACAUUCCACGGGCUUUAGAAUAAAGUCAUUUCUAUGUGUGAUAAUCCCCACGAACGUACUUCACAGGAACGUCGUAUAAUAUUUAAUCGAACUACGUUGCUAUUGCUUAUGGACGGCGGUUGGUGAACACCUAACAUCGAGGGAUUUGAGACAAAUGGCAUGGACGAUAGUUCGCUUAAAAUUCGCCAAUUGUAGAGCUUUCAAUGACCGACGGAUGGUUGGAUGACCAAUCAAAAUUAAGCGAAACCAUCGUUCGUGCCAUCUGACUGAAUGACAUUCUUAACCAGCUGCACCAACAAAAUCCUUGAAUAUCUUGCAAGUUUUCUUUUGCGAGACCAUUUGGUCACUUAAAAAUUAUAUGACGUUACUGAGAAGACCUUGCUAUUACCAUAUACUAUAUUGACGUCGAUAAAAUGCCUAGAUGCACUGAUAGUUUCAAUGCACGCACAAAUUCUGCCAAAGAGAACGUUUCAGGUUUCAGGAACGUAUAAACAACCAGUAAACUAAUCUCCUUACGAAAAGCUAUUUAAAAGGCACCUGCAUUUUAAAUAAACUUGGUAACAUUAGACCUUGCAUCAGUGGUUUUAUAUCGAUGUCCUUGGAUGUUAGGGUAAGCUCAAUGUUAGAUGUUGUGGGCUUCAGCGCAAAGCGCAAUGUGCGAGCUUAAUGGAAAAAAAAAUUCGAUGUAUUUCUGGGGGUGCGGACAUAUUGUGAGCGUUGCUAGCGCCAGUUAAAUAAGCGAGCAGUGUUCAUACUGUUCUACAACUUUUGAUGUAUGAAUUAAGAACAACUGUGCAAACAACGAUUUUUCGAAUAUCCAAUGUGAUUCUAUAACAACUUUGAACAACAGAUUAGUUUCCAAAAUCUGAUCUAAAGCUAUUUCAAUUUAUGUCACAUUGAAAUACAAAUAGUUAGAUGGCUGAUAGUUGAUAGCUUGCAAUGGAACGCGCCCCUAACUAUAUAGUACUAAGUGUUUUUUUUUAUCUGUCAAAACGUCCGGGAAUUAGCUUAAGAUUUAUGUUGCCAAUAGCAAUCGCAUCACUACAGCGUCAAUGUUUUUCAAGUUAGAAGGGUACCCUAUUUGCACAAGGAGAGGUUUGUUCGGUGAUAAAUCCUUUAAAACGGUGUAUUCUAGACGUCAUUUUUGAUGGAAGAAUAUUCACUACUAUGAUUGAGGAUGUCAGUCUGCUUUGUUAUCACCAGAUGGCGAAUGGUUAUGACGUUGGAUGUAUUACGUUGAAGCCUCUAGAAAUUGGGAAAGGAAAACUUCCUCCCUUACUUCUAUAGAAGGAACAACUCCCAACAGUCAUUGCCCCAUUAACGCCGUCUGCGUUGUACUUUGCGUGAAUCCUCUCUCCUUCAGAUCAUCUGAGCAGAAAACGGUCCUAAUAGACCUUCUGCCACGAGCCGUAUUUGAAUGUUUGUCACUUAACCUCUCGUUUAUUGCCAGGUGGAAGUUCCAUGUAUCUUAGUUAAGUUUUUGACCCUUCUACUACUUUGAGAACAUUGGCUGACGAUUCUCGUAGUAUUCAAAUAUUCAGAAAGAUUGUUGUGAUUCAACGUUGAAUUUUCGAGCCACGCAUGUGAUACCAAGCUUUUGUGAGCAAACGUUCGCAAACUCGUGAAGUUUUAACACCACUUUUAUUGUAACUGUGAUAUUUUUCCAAAGAUAAAAACGUUAUGCAAUAGUGAUUUAAACACUAAUCGUUUAUGGUACAUUAUCUCUCAUAUUUUAUCUAGAAUCAUUAAAAAUAGUUUUUUAUUAUAAACAUUCUACCUUCUCCUUUUUUAUUUAUUUUCAUAAAUGAAUAUUUUAAUAACUCUCUGGUGUUAGAACUUCACUGACGCUAGCUAGUCACGUCCAUAUAGUGACAUUUAUAUUUAAUCAUCUGUAUUUAAUAAGUGUUUAGUGUAAGCCUAAUUAUGCGGUCUGAGAGGUGCAUGAAAUCAUAAUCACCGUUAAUAUCAAAAUGUUUGGCAAAAAAUCAUGAAAACAAGUCUGUUUAAAACGUCAAAAUUUCCUAAAUAGGUAGUACUACUUUGAAAAGAUUGAAUUAAGCAGCAUUUUGAAGGAGUUUACUGAAUUAAGUCACAUGUUUGCAACGAUAAAAGUCACCAUAUAAAAUUGAUUAUAAUAAUAAAACCAGAAUUUCAAGUAAUGUAUACGAUAACCCCUUUCAGGCUUUGAUAUUUUCUAUAUUGUGUAAUCAUUCAUGUACCGUUCUACAGGUAACAUUGAUGUAUUAAAAUAUGUAUGUAA
This is a messenger RNA of Colias croceus (clouded yellow), 5748 nucleotides long. RefSeq names its product RUS family member 1. The record is from RefSeq and is a predicted model, not a curated record. Bases 162 to 1832 code for a protein of 556 amino acids. The transcript is spliced from 11 exons. NCBI's taxonomy places the organism in Eukaryota, Metazoa, Arthropoda, Insecta, Lepidoptera, Pieridae.